Molecule: messenger RNA, 1306 nt
Organism: Dreissena polymorpha
Lineage: Eukaryota; Metazoa; Mollusca; Bivalvia; Myida; Dreissenidae
Exons: 5
Coding region: 256-1170 (304 amino acids)
Source: RefSeq, a predicted model, not a curated record
UAUGUACAAUGCCAUCCAUAAAAACAUCUUACGUAAACAUAUCUUAGCCGUAUAACGUGCGGUUCAUGCUGACGAACAUCCUGUUACGUAUUAAAAUGUGUGUUUGUAAUACCUGGUAACUGUACUCGUGGUUUACAUUUAAGUUCACGCUGUUGAGACAGGACGUGAUUGUGAAUGGCGUUAUAGAGACCAUUCACGUUACUGAGACGGGACAUAUUGCAUCGUUAGGAGUGUUCAAUAUAAGCACCAACGGUCAUGGAUUUCGUAUUAUUUGUAGCCGUGUAUUUGAGUGUAGCAGUUGUCAGUUCCAGUCAAGCUCAGAUAUACGCCCCUACGUUUGCGAAUGGGACGGUCGUGGCCCGUCUCAGGAGCCGCAUAAUUGAUGAAGCUUCCGGGAUAUGCGCCAGCCGGAUACACAAGGACGUUUUGUACACGCACAAUGAUUCCGGGGACAAGGCGAGAAUAUAUGCCAUAAGUACAAAAACCGGACAACGGCUUAUGACGAUUGAAAUCGACGGCGCAAGCGCAGUGGACUAUGAGGACAUAUCAUGCGGACCUUGUUACAGCACAUCAGGUCAUUGCAUCUACGUGGCAGACGUCGGUGGAAAUUCAGGCGCUGUCUCGAACACUGUCUACAAAAUACGUGAGCCGGAAGUGGAUUUGACUCGCGGCAAGGGUGGAACCUUUCACGUCCCCAUUAAGUCGAAAUUGGAAUUCAGCUGGGAUCAACACGAUUGCGAAACAAUAAUGGUGGAUAACAAGGCCAAUGUGUACAUCGUGUCAAAGGUCAAUGCCGGGCAAUACCCAAAACUUGUGCGACUGCCGCACAGAGCGUGGGGGACCAAGUACCGGGUCAAGGUCGACGAGGGCGUGUAUCUGUCAUUGAAGGCGACAAGGCACGACCCUGUAGGCGGCGACAUUUCACGUGACGGUCACGAGGUGUUGUUGAAGACGCACCAUCACGUUUACUACUGGUACGUCCCUGACGGCGAUUAUUACAAGCACAUGACGUCACAGCCGCUGCAGCUUCCGUACAUACAGGAACCCCAGGGCGAGGCGGUGUGCUUCGACCCCCAGGCGACCGGAUAUUACACUACGAGCGAGGGGAGAUACCAACCGCUGUAUUACUACCGACGGAUUAACCGUUCAACGAAGUCCCCAUCCAGUUAGUGGAGCCUUCUUUCUCGGGCCGAUAUCAAUUUGAAACAGAGAGUCAAUGAUAUGUUCAAUUUCAAAAACUAAAUCAGGGUGAAAUGCUGGUUUUAAUAUAUUAUUUUUAUUACAAGGUAUAUAUAUAUAUAUAUAU